AUGUCCGCUGCGGGCUCCCGUAGAGAGCUGUGCUGUGUUGACAUCUCCUUCACUGGAAGAUCUGGACCAAACAGCGUCAAACUAAACCUCGUAACGCUCUUUCACCGGUCGUGAGCAGCUCACCUGUGGGGGAAGCAGCAGGUGUCAUGACGGUCCGUGUGUGUCUGGUUCUCCAGAGAGCUCGUUAGCGGCAGCUAGCAGCGCUAGCGGGCUAGCCGCGUCGACAUGGAGGGGAUCCUGCACAAGUGGACUAACUACAUGACCGGCUGGCAGCCGCGCUGGUUUGUCCUGGAGAACGGAGUCAUCUCAUAUUACGACAGCGAGGAUGAUGUCAUCAAAGGCAGCAAAGGAUCCAUCAAGAUGUCGGUGUGUGACAUUAAAGUUCAUCCGACGGAUUCCACGCGUCUGGAGUUGAUCAUCCCGGGCGAGCAGCAUUUCUACGUGCGAGCCGUGAACGCUGCAGAGCGGCAGAGGUGGCUGGUGGCGUUGGGAUCGUCUAAAGCUGGAACGCUGGACAGCCACAAGCACAAAGGUCCGGACUGUCUGAAGACAAAGAUGUCUGAGUUGCGUCUGUACUGUGACCUCCUCGUGCAGCAGGUUCAAACCAUCCAAUCACAGCACACCGCCAACACGGAGACCACGCCCACUUCUGAGGCGUCGCUGCUCAGCGCCACCUGUACAACUUUCAUCAGGACUCUGGAGGAGUGCAUGAGUUUAGCCAACCAGAGUUUGACUCCUGACCUGAGACCUCCAGAAAGGAUGAAGAGGUCCAUCAGUCACCCUGGAACGUACAGCUUUGACAGGUCUGGUGUCCUGAAGGAGUACGUGAGCGGAGGCCAAAGAUCAGCUCAGCGCAGACACCGAACCUGCUCCGACAGCUCCCUCUACGAUACUGAACGUCUGCUGCCCAGUCUCAACGGAGAACCGUCCUCCAUCCCCGAGGAGAGGACAGACAGCACGAGUCCAAAGACGACGCCCACGGACACAGACACCGACCUGUCCAUCUGAACGUGCCCCCGGCGGCGCUCGCCGAGCCCGGCCCGGGAGCAGCCGGCCCACGCUCGGCCUCCACCAGGGACGUCCCUCAUGUGCUUUUUCUGAAGUCAGCUGAUUGCCAAAUACGAGCCCGUUGGUGUCGUUGAUCAUAUUUAAGGAAUUCAGGUGCCUGGUACACACUGUAGAGACGGAAAAGACAGCAGGGACUGUCUCAAUCGGACACGGAGAGAGCGCCACGUCGCCAGCCUCUCCACACCCAGAAUCGUUCUGGAUAUUACUCCUUCACACAGAACCUCCGGACCCCGGUCCAGCCGCUCACGCUGCGCUCCGAGUCAGCGUGAGCGUUUACUGGCGUGGUGGUUCCUGGUUUGACGCCAGGCAGCUUCAAAAGGACGCGAGAAUGUACCGACAGUUCGGAUCGCUCAGUCAUCGUGUCCUGUCGGCCAAAAACGAUCACACAGCCAAACGUUUGCUCGACAACACGUGGCAGAACUUCUGAACCUCACCUUUCCUCACAAACUUGCCAAAUAUCUUGUAUCUUGUAUUCUUAGUUUAUUGCUGAAAUCAAAUGCAAAGCCCUCAUGCGGCUUGUUUGCAUUUCCUUCAUUAGUGUAGAAUAAUCUCUGGCAGAGAUGACCUUUAUACAGUAACGGAGGAUUAGAAAGUGUUUGGUUUUGGUUAAAACCUGCCAAAACCUCCACAUCUGGCAGCAAACUUGUUUUUGCAGGUCUUCAGACCUGCUCCCGUGCACGAUCCAGAUCUUCAGUGAAACUUCCAGCCUGGAUGUUGGAGGAGAUUUUGAAAAAGGCCAAACGAAGCAAAAACCAAGCCAGUCAUCAGUUUUCACCUGGGGGAGUCGGGUACCUGCAGCCCCACGUGGGCUGAGUGGAGACGUUUUGAUGGAUUACUGCAGUACUUUUCAUGCUAGUGUGUGAAAGUGUGUAGCUUUCCACAACUGAUGGUGUUUCCUUAAAGGAAACCAGGACACAGAAAGAAAAAAAAAGAGGAAAAACGCUCCGCUGAUCACACAUUCAUCUUCCACUUUCUAAUGAAGCCAGAAAUGUAAACCCGUCUGGGAACCAGAGGUCCAGAGGUUGGGGGUCCGUCUCGUUUCUCCGUCCUGAGGUCUGCACACUGAAGUGUUGUGGCAGCUUCACCGCUCCAAACACGAGAAGGAUCUCGACCAACCGCCCUGCUCCGACCUUGCUGCACUUUCCAUCCCCAGACGCGUGUACGUUGCGGGUCGCAGGACGGAUCACUUCCUCUCACAUCUCAGCUUUUGGCCAAAAUUCCACGUGACGCUGUUGUACAUUUGUAUUUUUGUUCAUGACAGUUUAAUAUUGACAUUUUUGUAAUGGUGCGUGGGUUCCACGCCCCACACAGACUGACCACAGUUGUAUCUCAAGAUUUUUGAAAUGUUUUCAAACAGAAAUGAAGAAAUGUACUGCACCUGAAACUUCCCUUCAGCACCUUUUCCCACUUACGGUCUAUAGAUGUUUCGCACUUUUAACGUCCGGGCACUAAACGUGAAUAUUAUUGAUGAAGGUACCGUGUUGCAGUACAGUACAGCGAGGAUUGUAAAACUGAGCCUGCCUGUUGUUGUUGGAGCAGCAGCUUCAUCUUCUCAUCUAUAAUGGUGAAGAUAAAACCCUUCAUCCCCGGCUACUGGAUGAAGACACAGAAGCUGAAAUGACUGACUUUACAAAGCUCUGUGUUCAGUUACUGAUUCGUGAUGUUUGAUGGAGCACAUGUUAGUUUGUUUUAACAUUUAUCUUCAUGCACACAUCCAACGUAGUGGAAAAGGAAACGAAACCCUUGUUCAGUUCUAAGGUUUUACAUAUUAAAGUAUGUACAGUCUCAAACGCAACAUGACAAAUGACAUCAAUAUUUUAUUACAUCUUAUCCUUAGUCAACCCAAAGAACUGCAGAACUGAGGUUUAGUUUGUAUGAAAUAAUAAACAAUGACGUAUUGUAACAUGUCAUGUUCUUGUUAAUCUCAGAUUGUGUUUCUCUUCUUUGCAAACUCAUGAGGAACGCAUGAGUUUAGCUUUCUUUCAGAAUGAAAUGUAAAACCUUAGAAUUGGACUUCUUCCAUAUGACUGUGUAGUCUAGCAAGCAAUCAGAUUCAUCAAUGUGAUUUGAUCAUAAAAUGGAUGUAGUUGUGGACAUUUAAGGAGAUUUUGAAGUAGAAAAAGUCAGUGAAAGGAAUCUUUAAUUGUAUGAUGAAGACAAGUUUCAGCUAAAUCGAUGAAUAUUUGAGUCUGAAUGUUUUCUCGCUGGUGUUUUUAAAUGUUCAACGCCAGCGACACAACAGAAUGUUUCGUGUUUGGGUUUAGGAGAUUGAUGCCCCUCAUAUUUGCUCCAUCUGUUGAGCUGAGUAAGUGAAGAAACUAAUAAUUUUCAGAGCAGCGUGUAAGUAAAUGGGUCCAUGUUUGCUGUUUGUCUCAAACAGUUCUGGGUUCAGUUUUCUAACCGGAUUCUGAUGUGGUUCAGACUUCAAAAUGCCAAACUGGAACAAAAACAGUUCAGACUUCUUGUGUAGAGAAAGAAAGACGAAUGUAUUAACUAAUCUACAAAUUAGGUUUUUCAUAUUUAGUACCCUUCUGCUCUUUGUAGCGAAACAAGAGAUUUAAUGCCUUAAGUGUCUUCUCAAAGUGACGUGCGUCAUCAUCAUCAUCAGAUUUUCAAUGUCUGAAUAAAGUUAAUUGAAACUGA
Molecule: messenger RNA, 3711 nt
Organism: Cololabis saira (Pacific saury)
Lineage: Eukaryota; Metazoa; Chordata; Actinopteri; Beloniformes; Belonidae
Gene: plekha3
Product: pleckstrin homology domain containing, family A (phosphoinositide binding specific) member 3
Exons: 8
Coding region: 226-1008 (260 amino acids)
Biological process (GO): receptor recycling; endosome organization; retrograde transport, endosome to Golgi
Cellular component (GO): trans-Golgi network; recycling endosome; early endosome
Source: RefSeq, a predicted model, not a curated record